AUGUCCAAGUCGGAGAAGGCAACAUACUCGCAUGGCCACCAUGCCAGUGUGAUCUCAACACACGCUCGCCGCACAGCCGCCAACAGUGCUGGCUUUCUCCUACCCCAUAUUCAACCACACUACAAAAUCCUUGAUCUGGGCUGUGGACCUGGUACUAUAACAGCUGACCUCGCAGCACUAGUACCGCAAGGUUCGGUACUAGGUGUCGAUUCUGUUGAUGGCAUAUUGUCCCAGGCACGAAGCCUGACUGAAAGCCGCGGACUAAGUAAUCUAACUUACCAAACUGGCGAUGCCAACAACCUCACCUUUUCCGAUGGCGAGUUUGACAUCGUCUUCUGCCAUCAACUACUACAACACGUCAAAGAUCCAAUCGGUGUUCUUCACGAGAUGAAGCGCGUUUGCAAGAAAGGCGGCCUAGUCGCAGCUCGCGAGGCGGAUUAUGCCUCUUUCAUCUGGCAGCCUCGUACGCCAGAGCUCGACACUUGGGGCUCCAUCUACCAGAAAGUUGCGCGUGCUAAUGGCGGAGAGCCAAAUGCAGGUCGCUUCAUGCCGCAAUGGGCUAGAGAAGCUGGUUGGGCACCGGAGCAGGUGACUGUCAGCUGGAAUAGCUGGUGUUUCACUGGCCAAGGAGCGACGGACUGGGCACUGAGUUGGAAGGAUAGGUCAGUGCACAGCGAUUUCGCGAAGAGCGCUGUCAAACUUGGGUUUAGUGACCAGGCUGGAUUGGAGCGAACCAGUGCAGCGUGGAAGGCGUGGGCUGAUGGUGAAAUCGAUGGGUGUGAGGAUAAAAUCUUCGUCGUUGGGAACGGUGAGAUCCUCUGUCGGUGCUGA
Messenger RNA from Lithohypha guttulata, 831 nucleotides. RefSeq lists its product as uncharacterized. The transcript has a single exon. Bases 1 to 831 code for a protein of 276 amino acids. Lineage: Eukaryota; Fungi; Ascomycota; Eurotiomycetes; Chaetothyriales; Trichomeriaceae. The record is from RefSeq and is a predicted model, not a curated record.